GUGACGAUCCACGCGAUCGACCGAGCUUUUGACAACUUCAAGAAAAUCGGCAAGGCGAAUCUCACAUUGGGAGUGGUCGGUUACCGAUUGCAGCAGCUGAAGGACCACUUCACUCGCUUUGAACGACUUCACGGUCAGAUCAUGGCCGCAGCCUCCAACGAGUUCAUCAUGACGGACCGGUACUUCACCGAGGAUCAAUUCGACAAGUGCGUGGUGACGUUCCUGACAGCAUCCGACUACAUGGCCGAAUGGAUGAGUAGGCUGGAGUCGCCGCCGCCGUCCCAGGUUUCAUCACCCAAUCAGGGUUCGGUCACUACUCUGUUCACCGAACGUUUAGCUCAGCGAUUGCGUUUACCGUGUACGUGCGUUUCCGUCUCUAUCACUGGGAUCGGCGAGACGGCUGCCACAGCACGCAGCGCAGCUAAAGUUCACGUGUCAGCGCGUGAUGGCACAGGCCCGUCGCCCUCCAUCUCCGCUCUUGUUCUCAAGUCGCUCACGACUUACAUUCCGCAACCCGUUCCGGACAUAACGAAACUGUCGUACAUUCACAAACUACCGCUAGCUGAUAGCGAUCGGACUAGCGCGGCGCCGAUUGACGUAAUAAUCAGUGCUGAAUUGUAUGGCGCAAUAUUAUUACCGGAGAUUCGUAAUCGCGCCCCUUAUGAGCCCGUCGCUCAAAACUCUAUUUUCGGAUGGUUCCUGUCCGAACCAAUGCCUAUGCCGUCGCAGUCACGGCCGGCUUGCAUUCAAACGCACCACUGCACGGUGUUGUCGGAAAUCUCCGACCAGUUAAAACGUUUCUGGGAGGUUGAAGAACUUCCUCAGCAGACUCAUCUCUUACCGGAAGAGAUUCGAUGCGAAGAACACUUCGUGUCGACGCAUUCUCGUGCCCCCAACAAGCAGUAUAUAGUGCGGCUGCCGUUCAAAUCGGGGCCCCCUAUCGACAUUGGCGACUUUAAGCAGUCUGCAAUCGCGUUGUAUUCGCGUCUCGAGUCACGGUUAAAAGCAAAUCCGGACCUUGCAAAGGAAUACCACGACUUCUUAGCGGAAUAUGAACGUCUUGACCACAUGACCAAGGCACCCCUCGAAAAUCCCCCUGACGAUCAAAUUGUGUAUAUACCGCAUCAAGCAGUUGUCCGCGAGCAUAGCGCGACAACUCGUUUGCGCGUUGUCUUCAACGCCUCUCAACCUACCUCCAAUGGUCUCUCCUUGAACGAUCAUCUAAUGAUCGGCCGUAAAUUACAAUCCGAGUUAUCGUUCAUUAUCUUGCGAUGGCGUCAAUUUCGGUUUGUCUUCACCGCCGACAUCGCCAAGAUGUAUCGCCAGAUUCUCGUCCACAAUUGCGACGUCGAUUAUCAAAGAAUCUUAUGGCGACCCGCGCCAAAUUAUCCUCUGAUAGCCUAUCGCUUGCUUACCGUCACUUACGGUAACGCAAACGCGCCGAACGCGGCUCUUCGCGUAGUCGAACAAGUCGCCGAAGACAAAGGCGCUGAUUUCCUCCUAGCAGUUCCGGAUGAUUUUGACCAUCAGCCCCAGAGACAGACAUGA
Molecule: messenger RNA, 1548 nt
Organism: Temnothorax curvispinosus
Lineage: Eukaryota; Metazoa; Arthropoda; Insecta; Hymenoptera; Formicidae
Exons: 3
Source: RefSeq, a predicted model, not a curated record